Messenger RNA from Trematomus bernacchii (emerald rockcod), 2178 nucleotides. RefSeq names its product X-linked inhibitor of apoptosis (gene xiap). Lineage: Eukaryota; Metazoa; Chordata; Actinopteri; Perciformes; Nototheniidae. Gene Ontology annotation, cellular component: nucleus; cytoplasm. Gene Ontology annotation, biological process: positive regulation of protein ubiquitination; regulation of cell cycle; negative regulation of apoptotic process. The record is from RefSeq and is a predicted model, not a curated record. Gene Ontology annotation, molecular function: ubiquitin protein ligase activity; cysteine-type endopeptidase inhibitor activity involved in apoptotic process.
CAUGAGUUGCUUUCACUUCCUGGAAUCGAGGGCGCGUCAAUAAACAGUUCUCUUUAAUUGCGUUCCCAUUUAGUCGGUGGUCACACCAGAGACUGGAUGAAAUUGAAGACAAGAACUGACUUUGAACUUUUAAGACAUUUGGUCCACCAAGUUUCAGCAGUUUCCUCCCUGGUUCCAUCAUGUGUGAUCUCAGACAAGACAGCGAUUUGGAGACAGAUCACAUGGCUGAUUUCUCCCAGAUAAACAUUCGCCUGGACUCAUUCCGCGGCUCCAGCCUGGCCCAGCAGGUGUCCGCAGAUAGACUGGCCCGCGCCGGCUUCUACUUCACCGGCUACGCUGACCGUGUCCAAUGUUUCAGCUGCGGGAUGACCGUGGAGAACUGGUGCAGGGGAGACACGCCUGUGGAGAGGCAUAUAGAGGUUUCCCCAUCAUGCAGGUUUCUGAGCUGCAUCCACCGCACCAAUUUCAACGCAAGUUUUGAUACCAGCCUGACUAACGGUUCCACCUACAACGAAGAAGCAGAAGACAUGGAGUUUCUGAGAAGUGGCGAGGUAGUCGAUGAGAGCACCUACCCGAUGGUCCCUCACAUGAGGAGCGAGGAGGCCCGGCUUCGGACCUUCUCUGCCUGGCCCUCUACUGCUCCAGUGAGACCCCAAGACCUGGCCCAAGCCGGCCUCUAUUACCUAGGGGAAGUCGACCACGUGCAGUGUUUCUGCUGCAACAACAUGCUGGGGGGCUGGGGAGCGGGAGACACCGCCUGGGGAGAACACGCCAAACAUUUCCCCGAUUGCUCGUUCAUCCACGGCAAUGAUGUUGGCAACGUCCCAUUAGCGGGGGGGACGGUGGAGGAGGAGUGCGGGAGUAGACAACAGGCAAACGUUCGAGCCCAGAUGGGGAGUUAUGAAGAGAGGCUUGCUAGCUUCGCGGCUGUCCAGCACCCUAUUGACCCCGAGAGGCUGGCCAGAGCUGGCUUCUACAGCAAAGGUGUAAGAGACAUGGUCCUGUGUUUCCGCUGUGAUGGAGGUUUGAAAGGAUGGCAACCUGAGGAAGACCCUUGGGAAGAACAUGCCAAACACUACCCUGGAUGCAGCUUCCUGUUAGCAGAAAAAGGACAAGAGUUUGUUAACAACAUCCAGCUCCAAGACCCUCGACGAAAUCGAGCUACUUCAAGUCAUCAGAAUGGGUUUUCUGGUCAUGGGAAUGAGGUGCUGCGGUCUGACAUGGCUCAGAAGGCCAUAGAGGCGGGUCUGGAGCCCAGUGUGGUGGAAAAGACCAUCCUGGAGAAAAUCAGUACGACUGGCUCAGGCUACUCCACCCUGGAAGCUCUAAUGGAUGAUUGUUUCAAUGACACAGCAAUGAGUGAUGCUGCCUCGUCACAGAGUCAAGAUGAGGACCCACUGGAGAAACUACGGAAGCUGCAGAGGGAAAAACAGUGCAAAAUAUGUAUGGACAGAGAUAUCUGUAUUGUCUUCAUUCCAUGUGGUCAUCUGGCCACCUGUAAGCAGUGUUCAGAGACGCUCAUCAAGUGUCCAAUCUGCUGUGGGGCCAUAACACAGAAGCUCAAGACCUACAUCGCCUAAGGGAAUCACAAUCUCUUGCCAAACAUUAAUGCUGCUUUCGCACAAUCUCUAUAUUGUAUUUUAAUAAAUAAUGUAGAUGCCCUGUGACAUAUUUAAAGACCAUGUUGUUUGUUUGAGUAUGAGAAUAAAAUAAUGAGUCUUCACAAUCACUGAGAUGUUAAAUAGCUGUUAAUACUGAGAUGGUUUAUUAUAAAUAGUUGAUGUUGAUUUUAUAGAUAAUAGAAACUUGUAAAUACACACUAAAGAAUAAUUAUUAGCAAUGCAACCUUCUUUCUUGCCAGAGGUGCCUUUCUCUUGGUUGAUGUACUCGUGUCUUGUUUUGUGUUUUCUUUUAGGACAUUUUCCACAGGGUAAUUGAGCUAUACAUGAGAAGUCAUCUCAUUGUGUUUUAUACCCCUUAUGUGUCCCACUUGUCUAUUUUGUCUGGCUCUUUGCUGAAAUAUAUAAAUGUCGAUCCCUAACUGCCCUUUCAUUUAUAACUGACACAAUCAACUCUAAUUAGGGGCCGACAAUUAAUCAGUGAGUUGUAUUAACCGUUCCAUCAUGCAAUCUAUUUGGUCAUCAAGAGUGAAUAAAUCUGAAUGUUUGGACUUGGAAA